AUGGCUACUAACAGUAUCAAGUUGCUGACUGGCAACAGCUAUCCCGAGCUUGCCCGCCUUGUGGCCGAUCGACUAGGCAUAGAACUCACCAAAAUUCUCGUACUUCAAUACUCGAACCAGGAGACUUCCGUGACCAUUGGCGAAUCUGUGAGAGAUGAAGAUGUCUUCAUCUUGCAAUCCACGCCACCAGGCGAUAUCAACGAUGCUCUGAUGGAACUGCUCAUCAUGAUCAACGCCUGCAAGACGGCAUCUGCCCGCCGCAUUACGGCAGUGAUUCCAAAUUUCCCAUAUGCUCGUCAGGACAAGAAAGACAAGUCUCGAGCACCAAUCACAGCAAAGCUCAUGGCGAACAUGCUUCAGACCGCCGGCUGCAAUCAUGUCAUCACAAUGGACCUCCAUGCUAGCCAAAUUCAAGGCUUUUUCAACGUCCCUGUUGACAACCUGUACGCCGAGCCGAGCACGCUCCGCUGGAUCCGCGAGAACCUAGACGUCAAGGACUGUGUCAUUGUCAGUCCAGAUGCAGGCGGCGCAAAGAGGGCAACUUCGAUAGCAGACGGCUUAAAUCUUGGAUUUGCUCUCAUCCACAAGGAGCGAACUCGCCCCAACGAAGUUUCACGAAUGGUGCUGGUCGGAGAUGUACGCGGCAAGACGGCAAUUUUAGUCGAUGACAUGGCCGACACUUGUGGCACACUUGUCAAAGCAGCAGACGUGCUGAUUUCCGAGGGCGCCAAAGACGCGCUUGCCAUUGUCACACAUGGUAUCCUCAGUGGAAAUGCCAUUGAGGCCCUCAAUGGCAGCAAGCUCAAGAAGAUUGUUGUCACCAACACUGUUCCCCACGAAGACAAGAAAGAACUUUGCGACCGCAUUGAAACCAUUGAUAUCAGUCCGACUCUUGCCGAGGCUUGCAGACGUACCCACAAUGGAGAGAGUGUUAGCUUCCUCUUCAAGCACGCUCCUGUCGACUAGAACAAAGACGACGACUGAUUCAACAGUAGUCAGUCAACACAAGGAUCUCGGCGUUCAUGGCGGGUUUGGCGUUAGGGGUCACCAUGACGACUUUGCUCUUUCUUCCUAAUGACAUAUUACGAGCACUACGAUGAUCUGCCGAUCGCAGGCCAGGAUCCCGUAACUAGUGGUCCAGUUACUGCUACAUCACGUGGUGUCGCACCUCCUUUGCAUUAGUGAAAUCAUAUGCAGGCUAAUUGUAGUUAUAUUUUGCUCGCUAAAACACGUGGCAGGUGCUCAAAACAAUUCCGCUGUCAACCCGGUUUGACAUGUUGGCUGAGGACGACGCCACACUGGGGCACUCGCUGCGUUCGCUGCGCCAUGUGAUGCGAGCUAAUGAAGCUAGUGCAAUUUUAGCCUGCAUCAGUG
Bipolaris maydis ATCC 48331 is the source of this 1374-nucleotide messenger RNA. Its product is annotated as phosphoribosyltransferase-like protein. Gene Ontology annotation, cellular component: ribose phosphate diphosphokinase complex; cytoplasm. Lineage: Eukaryota; Fungi; Ascomycota; Dothideomycetes; Pleosporales; Pleosporaceae. Gene Ontology annotation, biological process: 5-phosphoribose 1-diphosphate biosynthetic process; ribonucleoside monophosphate biosynthetic process; purine nucleotide biosynthetic process. The record is from RefSeq and is a predicted model, not a curated record. Gene Ontology annotation, molecular function: ribose phosphate diphosphokinase activity; magnesium ion binding.